This is a messenger RNA of Effrenium voratum, 369 nucleotides long. The record is from the annotation of a GenBank genome assembly. NCBI's taxonomy places the organism in Eukaryota, Dinophyceae, Suessiales, Symbiodiniaceae.
AUGGGCUCCACGUGUACAAGCAGUAGGCUCUCCAGGCAGCCUGUGUUUGGUGCCAGCUGCUUCAAGCAGGUUCUCAGAUUCAAGUUUGCUGAGUCCGUAGUAUGGCCCCCGCGCCACUCAAAACGCAGCUUGUCAACAUGCCGUUCUGCCUUUGGCAGUCUCCGAAGCCAAGAGUUUGGCGGUUUCACCGUUGAUGGUGGUACCAAUUGCAAGGUCGCAACAUAUCAGACUCGCAGCAUAUACCUGGCAACAGCACAGCAUGCCUGUUAUGGCAACGUGCAUCCGCAAAAGCGAGAGCUGUGUCGCCUUGUACGCAAAAACAACACAUGCAGGUGGUCAGGUGCUGCUGCCCCGGUAAUCAUGCUUUAG